AUAAAUCGGCAGCCUAAAAGCCUUCGUUCCUUUCAUUUCCCCCUCUGUCGGUUAAGAAUUCCCUCUAGCAGCAACCUUCAGUUACGCUUCUCCUCCGGCAACGCCAUCCCACUUUCUUAAAUCCUCAUCAUCACCGCACUCCCUCUGCCAUCAUCUCCUCACUUCUCAAAUUUUGGGCAUCUGUUACGAUCACGAACAAACCCUAGCCGGCGACGAGUUCCAUCCUUCAUAUUUCCAGUGCUUUGUCUGCCUUUAAGCUAUUUCUACCUUCAAAAACUCGCUUUUUGCGGUUUUCAUCUGUUGAAUUUGGCUAGGUUUGCAAUUAGCGGGGACCCGGCUAGGGUUUGCGGUCCAUCCCAGUGGGGAUGAAUUUGUUUGUUCUACUGCUAAUGGAUGCAAGCUUGUGGAUUGGUAUAGAACCUUGCUCUGAUGGUAUACAUAACAGUAGGAUCAGCUGCGCAUCUAAUUUUGGAGUUUUUGGAGGAGUGGAGUACAGAAAACUUUGAGAUAUGCAUUUUUUAUUUAUUCCUUGUGAAUGAAAUAUCUCCAGCUGUUAUUCCUCAAGCAACUAAGAUUUUUGUUAAUGGUUGCUGGGUUGGUGUUCACAGAAAUCCUGAACUCCUGGUGAAGACUUUGAGACAAUUAAGGAGACAGUUUUUCAGUGAGAUUUCUAUGGGGAUACUUCGAGUAUUCAGUGAAAUUGCACUGCACCUGUUAUACAAGGCGAAUGAUGCACAAUUGAGCAUAAUGGUUGCUGAGCAGGUUGAGCAAGCACAUGCUGCUAUAGUUGCUCUCACUUCAUCUCAGAAGACAGUAAACCAGAUCCGGGAAAACUUUGUGCCCAUUGAAAGCCUUUCCGACCAUAAAACCAUGGCGAAACAAUAAGAGGCGUGGGGAGCUGCUAGGAGACCAACAACUUGAUGCUAUUUAGUUGAGUUCAGGUCUUUGGUGAAUGAAGAUGUUUUUUAAGCUCUAUACUUUGUUGCUAAAUGUUGCUAAUGUUCCAUUUUUUGGAUGUAUGUUAGGAGUUGUUUUGAUUUUUGAUGUAUACAGCUAGGGGGUUUUAUAUUUUUUUGGUGUGAUGUAAUGAGAGAUACUUCAUUUUGUUCUUUGGUUGGGGAUUUUGAUGAUUAUAUGUAAGUGGAUUGUAAUCACCCAAUUUUUUUUAAAAAAUGUAUUACUCGGUUGAGGUCUUCUUUCAA
Messenger RNA from Asparagus officinalis (garden asparagus), 1202 nucleotides. RefSeq names its product DNA-directed RNA polymerase II subunit 2-like. Gene Ontology annotation, molecular function: DNA-directed RNA polymerase activity; DNA binding; ribonucleoside binding. Bases 430 to 885 code for a protein of 151 amino acids. The transcript is spliced from 8 exons. The record is from RefSeq and is a predicted model, not a curated record. Lineage: Eukaryota; Viridiplantae; Streptophyta; Magnoliopsida; Asparagales; Asparagaceae. Gene Ontology annotation, cellular component: RNA polymerase II, core complex. Gene Ontology annotation, biological process: DNA-templated transcription.